AAGUCUGAAAGUAGGUCGCUAGGUUGUUUAAUUAGUUUUUUUUUGGAUUUUUUUAAAAUUAAAGCUCAACGAGAUUCAAUUUUAUCGAACUUUAACCUUUCUGCAAUUUUCCUUCUUUAGCUAUGAAUCAAAAAAAAAGGAUUCUUUGGAAGCGCUAAUAAAUAAAGGAUGGAAUAUGACUAAGGAUAACAGUGCAAUUCAGAAGAAUUUUAAUUUCAAAAAUUUUAAUGAGGCAUUUGGGUUUAUGACUAGAGUUGCGAUCUACGCUGACAAGAUUAAUCAUCAUCCGGAGUGGUUUAAUGUUUACAACAAGGUUGAUGUGACUCUUACAACUCAUUCGGCUAAUGGUUUAUCGGAAUUAGAUUUUAAAAUGGCUAAAUUCAUGGAUGGAAUUUAUCACUAG
Molecule: messenger RNA, 403 nt
Organism: Enterobius vermicularis (human pinworm)
Lineage: Eukaryota; Metazoa; Nematoda; Chromadorea; Rhabditida; Oxyuridae
Source: the annotation of a GenBank genome assembly